This is a messenger RNA of Trypanosoma conorhini, 1407 nucleotides long. RefSeq lists its product as uncharacterized. The transcript has a single exon. The record is from RefSeq and is a predicted model, not a curated record. Bases 1 to 1407 code for a protein of 468 amino acids. Lineage: Eukaryota; Euglenozoa; Kinetoplastea; Trypanosomatida; Trypanosomatidae.
AUGCCGCCGCCUCACACCGUCGAUUCCUCGCCGCCCACCACGACGUCGGUGGGGGCCGCGGAGGCGUCUGAAGGCACCGCGGCGCCCUGCAGCAGCCACGCGCCGCGCCCCUCCGCCCCGCCGCACGUCAACCCCGCCUGCGAGACCGACAGCAACCCUGGCGGCGGCGGCGGUGGUGCCCUGUCGCCCGUCGGCACGAGGCAACCUGCCUCACCCGAGUUGCACGGCGUCGCGGGGAAACUUUCGCUGCCGGAGCCGGUAAACCGGCACUGCAGCGACGCCGGGAUUAGGAAGCUGUGCGGCCCCAUGGGCACCGAGGAGACGAUGCGGCGGCUUCUGCGAGAGGUGCGGUCGCAACGCGUGCGCGUGCGCGUGCAUCAUUGCAUGCGCCUGUACCGGAGGGCGGUAAGGGAGCUGCGCGCCGCCAAGGAUGCCGCGCUGAACGCCUCCAACGCGGCGGACUCCGUGCACGCUGACGGGCCGGACAACCCGACGCCGCAGCUCCGCGAGGACGCGGAGGGCGAUGCGGGGGAGAUAGUACCGCAACGGCGCAGCGGCUCCUCCUGCGAAACACGCAAUGACGUUAGUAAUGAUGUGAACCCCAGCGGGGCGGCGAAGGCCACUAUGAAACUCAUUGAGGAUGUCCUGAAUGACCCUGCGGCGUCGACUGGGCGGUUGCGAGCAGCUUUGCAAGACGCGUACCACCUUUGCCAGCGCCUCGACGCCGCCUGCAGCGAGGCCGGGCGGCAGCCGCCUUCUCGCCAUCCCGCUGCCAUAGCAGCACACCACCUUGGUCCGCUAGACGAUGAGGAGCAGAAGCCUAAUUUUCCCGCCGCUGUGGCGCGGCUCUCGCUGUGCAGCGACACCUCGGACACACAGUUGCACUCCCCUAUGCUGCGACGGGCACGAAUGCCGCGCAGAAACCACGUUUCUCAGCUCUUCACGGUCGUGCCCCCCAUGUGGAAGGAGCAUGACAGCAGCAAGGAUGUUGGCGUGCAGGCAUUCUCCACAAGUAGCGAUCCCUCCAGCCACGGUCAGCAGUGUUACGGCGUGAGCCUCUCGGCGCACUUCCUGUCCCCUUCCACCUGCGGCAGCCAUGCGCCGGAGCGGGGAGGACGAGAGGUCUCCGGCCACAGCGCCGGCUCUAGGAACGAGGAGGAUGGGACCAAUACCAACAACGGCGAGCAGCGGAGCAGUAGGAGUGGCAGCGUGAGUGCGGCGAGUACCGACAGCGCGGGUAGUGAAAUUCGUCGUUCGACGGAGAAUGAGAAGCUGCGGCAGUGGCGCUUGGACGCCUUGCGGAUGCGAGGCGGAGGCCCACGAACCACCUCGAGCGAAAAUUGGGGACAGCAUGCAACUGCGCCCCCACCCGCUGCAGAGCAAUCAAAAUCGAAGGAAGGAAAGUAG